AUCCUCCGAGGAGCCUACCCUGGGCGGGCAAGCCCUCGACCCGCAAUUUUCUAGAAGACCGUUGGGCAAAGAAACGCAGCGAUGAAAAGCCCCGUCUGAGAGAGGGGGUCAAAAGACGGUUCACGAAAUUACGGUCGACCAGGGUAGAUGACGACGAAAUCAGAGUGCCCCAGCAGAUCUCGGCUGGCAGAGGAAGUGCACAAUCAACCCCUGUCCACCCCGCCGAAACGGCGACACGGCGAGAGGCAAUAUCAUCAGAGCAGUUAUACUGUUGGUUGGUGGUUGUUCAACUGCUGUUCCGAACGCCGCUCUUGUGCCUCGCAGAAUUCGCACGAGGCUCUUCAGAACGACGGGAGCCCCCACUGUUGUGGUGCCGGGAUACCGUCGCGGUUGGCGAUGACCCGCAACGUUCAGCCGCGCCGAACGACGCCGGGCCCUAACAGCAGAAGAGGAAGCUGGGGCCGCUGUGGACCGAGGCAAGUCUCGAGUCGGCUCCGCGUGCACAAUGCGUUGUCUCUCGCUUCCUCUCAAGGAGGAAGGAAGCACAAGCGAUCGGCGGUAUAUCAGGUAUCCGUACUGAUAAAAGAUGACAAACGAGCAGUCGACACUUUCUGCCAGAGACGGGCGAAUUGGCGCGUUUUCUUGACGUAUUCCACGUGUGCCGAUAAGGAAGAUAAUACGAAGUGGGAAAAGUAGAUUCAGCUAAGGUUCCGACGACCCAGCCAACUGGUUGGGCACGAGAGGGAGGGCAACUGCUGAUUGUUUAGGUGGCCCGCGCCUUUCGUCCACGGCACCGGUAUGUGCUCUCAUCGCCUGCGAUCCCUCACCGAGGGGAUCGCAGUCGGGACUUGUGUUUCCACAAGCCGGACGGCGGAGGUGGCUUGGGACCCCCCGGCUUCAACGCCCGAUCCGGUCUAGUGCAGGGCAGGGGGAACCGGGAAGUCCCCCAUGCCAUCAGCAAAAAUGCGGAGGUCGCAGUUCGGCGCCGUUCAAACGACAUUCCCGAAAGGGAACUUGGUGCCUGGGCCCCGCCCUUGCAAUGACUCCGAGGGAGACUGGACACCGGGCCGGCCAAA
Molecule: messenger RNA, 1076 nt
Organism: Parathielavia appendiculata
Lineage: Eukaryota; Fungi; Ascomycota; Sordariomycetes; Sordariales; Chaetomiaceae
Exons: 1
Coding region: 148-696 (182 amino acids)
Source: RefSeq, a predicted model, not a curated record